AUGGACCUCCAUGGGAGAGGAGCACCCCAGGUGGAGGAACGGAGGGCCUGGACGGAAGCCUGUCCUCUGCAGCUGCCCCAAAGGCUGCUCCUGCUGGGGGCAACUGCCCUGACUGCGUCUGCGCUGCACACAGCCGACCUGGUGGACCUGUGUGGCCAGACGUGGCAGGGGGACGGGCUGCUGCUGCUGCGCUCGCACUCCGCUUCGCGCCGCUUCUACUUCGUGGCCCCAGACACCGACUGCAGGCUCUGGAUGCUGGCGGCGGCGCCCGGAGACAGGAUCCGCUUCCAGUUUCGCUUCUUCCUGGUCUACAGCCUGACCCCGCCGGCGCCCAACGCCUCCUCCCCGGCGCCGGAGGACCCCUGCGCCCCCGGGGCCUACCUGCAGUUCUACGAGGGCCCGCCGGGGGCGCCACGGCCUCUGGGGGCCCGGCUCUGCGGCCUGACCAUGCCUGGGCCGGUGGCGUCCUCCGGGGACUUCCUGGGCCUGCGCCUGGUCACCAGAGGCCGCCAGCCCCGCGUGGACUUCGUGGGCGAAGUCUCCUCUUUCCGGUUGGGAUCCUGUUGUGCCUACUUCCGAUGUCAGAACAGCAGGUGCAUCCCCCCGAGCCUGGUGUGCGAUCCCUGGGGCAUGGACAACUGUGGCGAUGGCAGUGACCAGGCUUCGUGGCCAGCAGCCAACUGCAGAGAGCUGUUAUUUCCCACUGCCGGUCCCUCUCCGGUGCCCAGCCAGGAAGGGAGUACGGAUGAUGGUACCUCCCGGCCCCUGACUCUUCCCCCAGCUCGUGGGUCUGCGGGCCCCCUGGGGAUUGCAGCUGAGCGGAGCCCCCCAGCACGCCGGGACCCUGCACGACAGGAUGCAGCUCUGGAAGCCGGCUGGCUUGGUGGGCUGGUGGUGUGCACCAUCUGUUACACAUGUCCUGGCCAGGUGGCCCCUGGGGGCCUGCGGCUGAGUGAGCCAGGCUUCCAGGGGCUGUCUAACCUUGGGCAGAUCAUAUAA
Messenger RNA from Eubalaena glacialis (North Atlantic right whale), 999 nucleotides. RefSeq names its product low density lipoprotein receptor class A domain containing 2 (gene LDLRAD2). NCBI's taxonomy places the organism in Eukaryota, Metazoa, Chordata, Mammalia, Artiodactyla, Balaenidae. The record is from RefSeq and is a predicted model, not a curated record. Gene Ontology annotation, molecular function: protein binding. Bases 1 to 999 code for a protein of 332 amino acids. The transcript has 7 exons.